CAUAAAUCCUUUUCCUAACAGCCCAAGUGCCCAACUCCCGUUAGCCCCUUAGCGUUAGUCGGCUGCCGCUGCUGCGUACAAGCUUCAACGACGACAACGAGCAUCUCAGCGACACAGGCAGACAGCGACGGAGGACUGGCGGAGUGCUGCCGCUGCUGCGAGUCGGCGUGUGACCACGGAAGAAGACGAGAGGUAGACCACGGACCAACCCCUCGGCAGUUCGGCCCUUCGAUUUCCGUCUUAAUCUCCUAUUCUCCGGUGGGCGGUGCGACGGUGCUCCCAUCUCUAGACUCCAGUUGGUCUAGGUUGUUUGACAAACAAUUGCUAUGUUACGAUAUUAUACACCGAAAUCUAAACGGACGAGCAUUGGUGGUUCUUCAUCGAAUAAUUUAUACACCAAAAUUAAGGUACUCUUUAAUUAGUUGUUUUAUUUAAAUUUUAUAGUUUGGUUUAUUGUUAUAUUUGUGAUGUUUAUAAUUUAUUUGUUAAUGUGCCCCUGCAAGUUACGAUUUCUGGUUCCGCCGCUGUUAUAUAGCUGCAAUGUUGGCAGGCAGGAGGAAAAAUAGAUGUAGAUUCCAGACCGUGUUGCACCUUGCCUAUGUUUAGCAGCGAUUACUUGUCAAUAACCCACCGUCAUAUAUUCGAUUGCCCACCCCAGUAGUUCAAGUAAAUGCUCAUACUGGGAAAAUGUACGCGACCCGUUCGAUGAAAUGCUGAAGAGGACAAUAUCCGGAGAAAAUAACGCCGCUUCGAGUCAUCAUCAGAAGCGAACUCUAGUCAACGUGAAGUUGAAGUGGGUAAAAGAUAGCGUCUUGGACACCACAGUAGCUGGCCGGAGAGAGCUUAAGGCUGCCUCCAUUCUUCUUUCCGUCAUUGCUUCCGAACCGCAGCUUUGGCUUCCCAUUUACCAUCUCCCUCGCCAGCUUGGCCUCCCUCUUGACCUCAAGCUUUCUACAUUUCUUAGAAGAUACCCGAACAUCUUCGAGGAGUUUUACCGUCGGGAUUCUGGUGGAACUCCAGUUCCUUGCUACAGAUUAACUUCCGACGCUCUAGAGGUUCACCAAAAAGAAAUUGAGAUACGUAGGCUAUGUCAUAUGGAUAUAGUUAACCGGCUGAGGAAGCUUCUUAUGAUAACUAAGGAUAGAACGCUCCCUCUGCAAACCCUUGAUCAGCUGAAGUGGGAUAUGGGUUUGCCGAAUGAUUACAGGAAAUUGUUCACCAAUAAUGCUUCCGAAUUGUUUUCUUUUGUUCGCCUUUGUGAUGAUCGUGUGGGACUAAAGCUUUUACUCUGGGAUGAUAGCUUGGCAGUUUCCCAUUUGGAAAUGAAGAGUUUGAUGAAGGAUGGAACAUUGGGUUUUCCUAUCGGAUUCACAAGGGGAUUUGGUUUGAGAAGGAAGUUUAUGGAGUGGUUAGAGGAGUGGCAGAAGCUACCUUAUACUUCUCCUUUUGCAGAUGCCUCACAUUUGGAUCCCCGCACGGAUGUUUCAGAGAAGAGAAUUGUGGGAGUCUUUCAUGAGCUUUUGCACCUUACUUUGCAGAAGAUGACAGAGAGGAAAAAUGUGAGCAAUCUCCGUAAACCGUUGGGGUUGCCCCAGAAAUUCACCAAAGUGUUUGAGAGGCAUCCAGGAAUUUUUUACAUUUCCAAAAAGGGUGACACACAAACUGUUGUCCUUCGAGAAGCGUAUGAUCGCAGCCAACUCAUUGAGAAGCACCCCCUUGUCGAUUUAAGGGAGAAGUUGGCUGGUAUGAUGGGUAAAGGAUUCCUGGACCGUAGUCGAGGUUUAUAUAGAAAGGAAAUCAAUUGUGUUUUAGAGGAAGAAUCUUCAUACAGUCGCCUUGCUGCUGAAAGAAAUCGAUAUGAAUCUGAUGAGGACUCGGAUUGUAAGUUCCUUUCAGAAUAUGAGUCUGACUAAACCAGAAGGUGUAUGGAUUUUUGCUGAUGUAACGACGUAACAACACCUUGUAAAUUAUGAGAGCUUGUUGAUUGCUACAAUAGCCAUUUUUCAUAUUACAUAACAUUCCGAUAUCCUAAAUACAGUAUAGCAUUUCUUCUUUUUUGUGUAUGUUACUCUUUGCAUUUAGCCUGAGCUCUCCCCAUCUCAAAUGUAUUUACAUUUUCUUUUCAACUA
This is a messenger RNA of Cuscuta epithymum, 2129 nucleotides long. NCBI's taxonomy places the organism in Eukaryota, Viridiplantae, Streptophyta, Magnoliopsida, Solanales, Convolvulaceae. The record is from the annotation of a GenBank genome assembly.